AUGGUAUCGCUCACAACGCACAGAUCAGUGACCAUGAACAACAAGCAGAAGUUAGAGUACUUCAACGCCGUUUACCGCAUUGGGAAGAAGUUAGCCGAAGACGCGACGUCGCCCGAGGUCGUGCUAGCUGAGCGCGCCGCUAACAAGACAAUGGCCGACCAGAUGAAGGCUGCGAUUCCUCAGUGGAUCCCAGAUGGGGGAACGGCUGAACCCGGAGCCAACAGAAUCACGCUAGAGGAUCUCCAGCAGUGCCUAGAGCGUGCUGGGUGGGACUCAUAUUACGCCGCUCGGGAGGUCUUCAAGCUUCCUCAAAUCCAGCUUGCUGUUACCAAUUGGGGCGGCUACGCGCGCGCGUACGUGGAUACAGUGCACGACAAGAUCCAAGACGUCGUGCUUCCCAACUUAGACGUCUAUCUUCCCCCGAACGAAGAAGUGCGUGCGAGCGUUAAGUCCGAAAUCUUGCAACUUUUGGAGGCGCUGAAGGCCAAGACCCACCCGAUUGUCGCCCAAUUCGUGGCGUACCAUCGGCGGCCGUACACCUUGUGGACGGAAGACCUAGAACUCCUGGCGACACAGUUCGAAGCCACCUACGCUUCGGUCCUGGCAGAUGCACAGGAACGCCAAGCGUUCCGACUUAUGGCUGAAGUCCAUGCGUACUUACACCUCAUGCACAGUCGCGCCUACGACAAUAUCGUGAGAGCGGUAUGGUACGAGUUGUGGCUGUGGGACGGGUUCGAGAAGCAGAUUCAGCCUCGCUUGGUGGAUAAUAUGGAAGAGAUCCUACGGAGCAUUCUGGCUGACUAG
Trametes versicolor FP-101664 SS1 is the source of this 804-nucleotide messenger RNA. RefSeq lists its product as uncharacterized. The record is from RefSeq and is a predicted model, not a curated record. The transcript is spliced from 5 exons. Bases 1 to 804 code for a protein of 267 amino acids. Lineage: Eukaryota; Fungi; Basidiomycota; Agaricomycetes; Polyporales; Polyporaceae.